AUGAAUCCUCUGAUCGCGUGUAUGAUCGUCGGCUUGGUAGGGUUCGCCCUUGCCGAACCGCCAGUCUCGUCGGGCUACAACUACAACAGGCCCAGUGGUGGCGGUGGAAGUAGCUACUCGCUCGGCGGCGGCGGUGGCGGUGGCGGUGGCUACUCACUUGGAGGCGGUGGUGGAGGUGGAGGAUACACCCCUGUGUCCACCGGCUAUCAAACCAACGAGGGCGCUUCUGUCGACGGUGCUCUGCUCGAGCAAAUUCGUCAGAUCCUCCUGAAAGAGGAACUCCAGUCCCAACAAACCGGUGGCUUUGGCGGCGGUGGUGGCUACGCCCCUAGCUCCAGCUACGGCGCACCGUCCAGCCAAUACGGUGCUCCCAGCUCCUCUUACGGUGUACCGUCCAUCCAGUACCGUGUGACAGGCAUCGAUCUCGAGGGGAUCAAACAGGCCAUCCAAGUGGCUCAGUUCAACCAAAUCAGUCAAGGGCCUGGCGGCUACCCGAGCGGACCAAGCGGUAGCUACGGGGCACCAAGCAGACCCAGUGGUAGCUACGGUGCACCGUACUAAGCGGUUAACAGAGAUUCAUGGAUUGGAUGUAGGGUGAGAGAGAUAGAGAGAUAGAGAGAGAGAAGAAAGAGAGAAGAGUGAAGACACUUGUCGAUCACACCGCGACUAUUUUUCGAGCUGAAUCGAGUUAGAUGUGUUUGGUCGAUCAGACCAGUCCGGAUCAACUAUACAAGAGCUUCAACUUUGCCAACGGGAAGUUUUAACCCUCAAGUGAAACGUUUCCUUUCACCAUCAAACCGCUCGAAAGGUCGUCGUAAAGAAGGACGGAUCGUUAAGGGACUAUUCGUCAGCUCAGGUCGUAUCAUUCAAAACGAGCAAGUUUAACGUCAGGGAUCCAUGGUCCCCAUAGAUCGAAGGUCGUCGUUUCGACGGGUCGAAGUUCAGAGAGAA
Dufourea novaeangliae is the source of this 951-nucleotide messenger RNA. Its product is annotated as pro-resilin-like. The coding region runs from base 1 to 561 and encodes 186 amino acids. The transcript is spliced from 2 exons. The record is from RefSeq and is a predicted model, not a curated record. NCBI's taxonomy places the organism in Eukaryota, Metazoa, Arthropoda, Insecta, Hymenoptera, Halictidae.